AUGAAAUUCUUACUCGCUGUCUGUGUAGCAAUUUGCUUUGCUGGAGUCUAUUGUGAUACAGCUCCCAAACCAGAGGAAGUGCAGUACGUAAAAGAAUGUGCCGAUAAAAAUCACAUGGAUCAAAAAAUGAUUGAUGACUUAAAGAUCAAGAUCUUCACGAUGAAUCAAGACACGAUGUGCUUUACGCACUGUGUAAUGAAACAUAAUGGAAUGAUAGACGACGAAGGAAAAAUGACUGAUAAGUUUAUGACGGUACCACAUGCUGACGAGUGUAAAACUAUGAGCGGAAAGGACAAAUGUGAAACUGCCACUAAAAUCAUGGACUGCAUGAUGAACAAAGAAAAAGUUACACUGACAGAUUUGAAUUUGUAA
This is a messenger RNA of Phymastichus coffea, 372 nucleotides long. RefSeq lists its product as uncharacterized. NCBI's taxonomy places the organism in Eukaryota, Metazoa, Arthropoda, Insecta, Hymenoptera, Eulophidae. The record is from RefSeq and is a predicted model, not a curated record. Gene Ontology annotation, molecular function: odorant binding. Gene Ontology annotation, biological process: sensory perception of smell.